GCACAAUAUUCAAUUCUGGGACUAUUGACCUGCCUUUGUACUUAUUAAAGUUUCAUCGGAUGUGACUGCCACAUGAGUUCCUCAAGGAUAAUGGACCCUAAGAUGAGAGAGGCUGAGGGAGAUGGAGAGGACAAUUCAGGAAAGAAAAAAUCAAAGUUCAAAUCCUUCAAAAAGUUUUUUGGUAAAAAGAAAAGGAAAGAGACAUCAUCUUCUGUGAGCAGCAGCCUGAAGUUGUGCCAAUCAACAAGUGAUGUUGCAGCCUCUCAUGACACACACAUUAGUUAUGAUUCUGAAGAUGAACUUGAGACACAUAAAGGCAUUAUGGGAAGCAGAGCUUURUCACAUGAUAGCAUUUUCAUCCUUGAGACUGGGCAAGAGCCUGCAAGGCCAGUAAGAGUGUUUUCUCAAGAAAACAUUUCUGAUCGGAUUAGAGCUUUACAGAUGAAACUCCAGCCUACCAUGAAAUUGGGACCUCCACCUCCAUUUGGACUUCAUGCAAAGCGAACAGAGGAUGCUGGGACCAGUUCUGAAGAUGAUGGAUUACCCAGGAGCCCUCCAGAAAUGUCUUUGCUUCAUGAAAGCCUAAACUCAGGCAUGAGAACAAGAUUCUCUGACUCUCACAAGCACCUUAGCUCUUUGAGUUUAGCUGGAACAGGCAGUGAAGAAGAAGAACAGAUUACAUUGAGUUCUUCUAGAUCUCGCUCUACAGAUGGUCAUCUGUUCACCAGGCAUGGAAGUACCMAAACAGAAUCGCCCCGAACAUCUGAGAGCACCAUUUCCCCUACAGCCAAUUUUGACACUCCACCUGAACUUUCUGCUUUCUUGGAUAAUUCAGCUGCUAAACAUAAGCUUUUAGUAAAACCCCGGAAGCAGAGAUCCAGUAGAAYGAGAAAUUUUUCUCAGAGGACCCAGUCUGAAUCUCUGACUGAUUUGAGCUGUACCCCAGAGGAAGAAGAAGAGGAUGAUGCUGUAUUCAAACCCAGCAAUCAAGAACUGCCAUGCAGCACAGCUGUAAUGCAGAAUGUGGCUUCCCAGCCAAAGCCCAGAACGCCUGAGGACCAUCCCCCUGCUUUGAGAGCAGUGAUGACUCAGCCUGCUUCUGAGUCUGCUGUUGUACAGGAAGCCCUGCUACCAGAGAAUAAGCCAGAGGACUGCCAGCCAACACUGGAAAUGACAUSUGAGGAGUCUGAGUCCUCCUUGCUGACAGAAGGCAAAGACUUUGCAACUUCUUCCUACUCCAGCUCAGACAGAGAARUACAAAAACAAGAAGAUUCUUCAGAAACACAGGUUCUGUUGUCUGGGGAUGUGUCAAUUAAUACUUUAAAUCAAGAAAAUAAGGAGCUUCCUCCUGUUUUUCCAGUAAAUAAAUUACCAUCUGAAGAAAAUAUUUCAGUCAGUGACAAUAGUAUUGUUUGCUUGAAAAGGUCAGAAGAAAAUAAGCAGAAGGAUGAUCAGGUAGCUGUGGAAGUGCCCUGUAAAAAAGGGGCAAAGAAAGAGUUUGCUCUAUUGUCAGAGUCCAGCAAGGAGUUUUUCAUGGGUUCUUCCCAGCCCACAGACUCAUUCCAUGUUUUACAUCCUGCUUCCCCAGGGCAGAUGGGAACAUCUACUUUUUGCUCUCUAGAGAAAAUACAGACUGCACAGGAGGCAGCUGCUUCUGAUAAGGRGAAUAGUCAGUCACUGCUCCACAAGGAGGAGCAACGGGGGAAGGAGGCUGAAAAAGCAGUCAAUGAACUCAAUGCCUUCAGAAAGUUUUCUGUUUCCUCUGCACGGGAGAGACCAAGCACCAGAAGCCUACAUUUCCCAGAAAGAUCAGAGCUGGAAAGCCCAUUAAAUUCGGGAUUCUUCCUGUCCAAAGCAAAGGUCUCCCUAAGAAAUGAGAAGUGGCAAGAAGAUUUUCAGAAGGGAUCAGAUCUGGAUGAGGAAAAAAGURGCAAGAAAAAGCAGACUUUGAUGCCAGAGUCCUACACUGAGAACACAGGCCAGCCUUCAGAAAUCUUGKCUGGUUGUGUUUCUCCAGCUGUUGAUGCAGUACCAACGCCAAGCAAUYCUUUGGUGGUAUCUCAGAAUCAACCAGUUUCUAAAGACAGAAGUCCUUUUCAAGUGAAACUUAGAUCCACCUCACUGUCCUUGAAAUAUGGAGACAACUCUCCACCAGAAUCAAAAGGGAUUAAAAGAUAUAGUGCAGAAUUUAAUUUAGAAAAUGAGGGAUUUACUUCCUUUCUAAAAGGUGAUAAGGCAGAGUUCAGAAAAACAGCCAAUACAAAUAUUGGUGAUUCUUUAAAUGAAAAGAUCAAACCCAAAGCAAAGUCCUCAGAACAGCUUAGUAGCAAACCUCCUUUGCCUAAAAAGCCAGUGUUGCAAAACAUAACUAUUCCAAACACUACUGCAAGCAAGGAGAAGCAGGACAAAGCUGUUCACUCUCCUGAAUCCAGAAGUGAAGACAGAGACCUGGAGAAACAGUCCACUGUUUGUAAAGUGCCUGAGAAAAGUGUGCCUUCUCCCGUGGCUGCUGGAGACUCUGGAAGAGAUCCCGACACUCCUACAGAACCAGCCUGGAUUUCCAUUGCAAGGCAAAAGCAGAGGGGCAUGCAGCAGGAGAAGGAACUCGACAGAGAAAAGCUUGUGGCUCCAGAUAAUAAGUCAAACACAGAGAAACAGAAUAAAGGAAAGGAACAAACAGAGGGGUCAGUGAAGCAACAAUGGAGCAAACCUUCACACUUGGCACCUAAAACCGCCUCUGAAGAGCAGAAGAAAGACACGAAGUCUGAAGUGAAGCCCCUGCUGAGAACYAAUUCACUGUCACAAUAUGUCCCCGUAGCUCCAUCACCUGCACUGGUGGAUAAGGAGGAAAUAAGCCACUUGAAAAAAGCCAGCAAUGUUGCUCCAGACCAGCCAUCAUGGAUGGAGCUGGCCAAAAAGAAAUCUCAAGCUUGGAGUGAUAUGCCACAGAUUAUAAAAUAGAAUGAUGCAAACAAGUAGCAUCUUUCAUUAUUAAGUCAACUACUUAACUGAACUCCUGCAGACCAGCUAAUCACAGUGAAGAAUCUCUUGAUACAGAAGGGUUUUAUUGUACAGCUGUGGAGAAAGAAAGUGUGCAAUAGGUGCAGUCAAAAAGUUUACCUUCAAUUUUGUAGCAAUCAGAAUUGYAAUGGCAAUGGAUUACUUAAAUUAUGCUAAGGGUAUACUUACACUUUGGAAAAUAAAACUUUUGCCUUACAUAUUUCGUGCAUUUUCUGCUUUUAAUGAUGUUUGCAUCCAAACAGGAUCUUUGCUAAACUUUACUGARCUUCCGUUGUUGCUGGAAAAUUCUAUUUGUUAUGGUUUUCUCUGUUUACAUUUAUAAAUUGUGCACUUACAUCCUGAUUCUGUUGAUGUGUUUCACUGGAACCAUGUGACACACUUUCUACCAAACUGUUAGGUCCACAGAGAUAUUUGUGAAUAGCUGCUAGUGGGUAAUCCAUUAAAAUGUUUGCCUAGC
Messenger RNA from Malurus melanocephalus (red-backed fairy wren), 3478 nucleotides. RefSeq names its product CRACD like (gene CRACDL). The record is from RefSeq and is a predicted model, not a curated record. The transcript has 11 exons. Bases 73 to 2961 code for a protein of 962 amino acids. Lineage: Eukaryota; Metazoa; Chordata; Aves; Passeriformes; Maluridae.